This is a messenger RNA of Tinamus guttatus (white-throated tinamou), 2382 nucleotides long. Lineage: Eukaryota; Metazoa; Chordata; Aves; Tinamiformes; Tinamidae. The record is from RefSeq and is a predicted model, not a curated record.
AUUUCUACUUCAGUGUCUGGAGGAUCUUGAUGCCAAUCUACGGAAACUGAAUUCUCGCUUGUUUGUUAUUCGUGGACAGCCAGCAGAUGUUUUCCCCAGGCUUUUUAAGGAAUGGAGCAUUGCAAAACUCUCCAUUGAAUAUGAUUCUGAACCAUUUGGGAAAGAGAGAGAUGCUGCAAUUAAGAAACUGGCUACUGAAGCUGGAGUGGAGGUCAUUGUUCGAAUUUCCCAUACGUUGUAUGACCUAGACAAAAUAAUAGAAUUAAAUGGAGGGCAGCCUCCUCUUACUUACAAGCGAUUCCAGACUCUCAUUAGCAGAAUGGAACCACUGGAGAUGCCAGUGGAGACUAUAACUCCGGAAGUAAUGGAAAAAUGUACGACUCCAGUUUCUGAUGACCACGAUGAGAAGUAUGGUGUUCCGUCGCUGGAAGAGCUAGGUUUUGACACAGAUGGUCUGCCUUCUGCAGUAUGGCCAGGGGGAGAAACGGAAGCUCUGACUCGGCUGGAACGACAUUUAGAGCGAAAGGCUUGGGUUGCAAACUUUGAAAGACCUCGAAUGAACGCAAAUUCCCUUCUGGCAAGUCCUACGGGGCUUAGUCCCUACCUCCGUUUUGGUUGUUUGUCCUGUCGUCUCUUUUAUUUCAAGUUAACGGACCUGUAUAAAAAGGUAAAAAAGAACAGCUCCCCUCCCCUCUCUCUCUAUGGCCAGCUGUUAUGGCGUGAAUUUUUCUACACAGCAGCAACUAAUAAUCCACGAUUUGAUAAAAUGGAGGGAAAUCCUAUCUGUGUUCAAAUUCCCUGGGAUAAGAAUCCUGAGGCUUUGGCCAAAUGGGCGGAAGGCAGGACAGGUUUUCCCUGGAUUGAUGCAAUUAUGACGCAGCUUCGCCAGGAAGGCUGGAUUCACCAUUUAGCUCGGCAUGCUGUGGCUUGCUUUUUGACUCGAGGUGACCUCUGGAUUAGCUGGGAAGAAGGAAUGAAGGUGUUUGAAGAACUCUUACUUGAUGCAGACUGGAGUGUGAAUGCUGGAAGCUGGAUGUGGCUCUCCUGUAGCUCCUUUUUUCAGCAGUUCUUUCAUUGCUACUGUCCGGUGGGUUUUGGCAGAAGAACUGACCCAAAUGGAGAUUACAUCAGACGUUAUUUGCCUGUACUCAGAGGUUUCCCUGCAAAAUUCAUCUAUGAUCCUUGGAAUGCACCAGAGAGUGUCCAGAAGGCUGCCAAAUGCGUUAUAGGAGUUAAUUAUCCCAAGCCCAUGGUGAACCAUGCAGAGGCGAGCCGGCUCAACAUCGAGAGGAUGAAACAGAUCUACCAGCAGCUGUCACGAUACAGAGGACUGGGUCUUCUUGCAACAGUGCCUUCUAAUCCAAAUGGAAAUGGAAACGGUGGCCUAAUGGGAUAUUCACCAGGAGAAAACAUUUCUGCUUGUAGUAGUACAGGAGGAGCUCAGUUAGGAACAGGUGAUGCUCAUGCUGUUGAUGUUCAGACAUGUGCCCUGGGAGAUUCUCAUGCUGGAGCAAGUGGAAUUCAGCAGCAAGGUUACUGUCCAGCAAGUAGUAUCUUACACUACGCUCAUGGAGACAAUCAACAAUCACAUUUACUGCAAACAGGAAGAACAUCCCUUGGUACUGGCAUUAGUGCAGGCAAACGCCCAAAUCCAGAAGAAGAAACUCAGAGCAUUGGGCCAAAAGUCCAGCGACAGAGCACAAAUUAAACUGCGUUGUUGGAAGAGGACACACCACACACAGAACUCGCAGGACACAAUUCUGCUGCUCUGCAUUGGACCUGAAGUGUUGUGAGAGUACUUGUACUAAAACAACAUGCUUUUCAUAAAUUAUUUUCAAUUGUUCUCAGUUGUUGUAAACAAGUCCAAUUUUUGGAAUGUGUUAUUUCUAACUGGCAUUUCUAUGGUUUUUAACUUUUUAAUGACUCUUUCACAAAGGGGAAAUUGAGUUUUGUAUAUAAAGUAUUUGGUGAGGAAUUUGUUAACUUAAUGUAAAUAUAAGCAUUCAUGAUUAGCGAUAGACCCAUCAAAAUAUUUUUGAUAAUCUUUCAUGUAUAUGGUAGUAGGAAAAGCUGUAGUGAUGUUCUGUAAAAUGGAUGGACAUAGAAGGUUUUAAAGUUUUUAAACUAUUACUAUUUUUAGAUUUCAGAAUUUGACCUCUAUACGAUCAGCUUCUUCAUACUUACAUUAUAAAACUGCUUAGGACUGUGUUUAAUCAAAAUACAGUAGAGUUGCAGCCUUUAAUAAACACGUUUGUAUAUAAGUCAUAUGCCAAUUUUUUGUCGAGUUGUAAAAUUAUCAUGUAUAUGUCCAGUCCUUGUAUUUCGCAGUUGCCUUGUUCAGUAACGACAUGACCCUAUCAAUAAAAUUGUAUAUACAGAUAA